Molecule: messenger RNA, 3472 nt
Organism: Calypte anna (Anna's hummingbird)
Lineage: Eukaryota; Metazoa; Chordata; Aves; Apodiformes; Trochilidae
Gene: STAC3
Product: SH3 and cysteine rich domain 3
Exons: 12
Coding region: 210-1316 (368 amino acids)
Biological process (GO): positive regulation of protein localization to plasma membrane; positive regulation of voltage-gated calcium channel activity; skeletal muscle contraction
Cellular component (GO): extrinsic component of cytoplasmic side of plasma membrane
Molecular function (GO): protein binding
Source: RefSeq, a predicted model, not a curated record
UCCAAUUUCUCAGCGUCAGCCCCCGCCAGCUCUCAGCUGUCCCUUCCCCUCUGUGCUGUCACUCUGCUUCUCCACGGGACUGGGGCAGCUGCCCCCCUCCCUACGCACCCGGCACAGAGGGCUCGGGGGCUGCGUGGCCAGCAGGGUCCAAACAUUGGCCACCCCUGGGGACAGUUUUCCCAUUGCAGGACAAGAUCUCCAAGCGUAACAUGACAGAGAAGGAAGUGCCAGAGCCACCAGCUUCACCUGCUUCAGGUGGGAAAACCAUGAGCAGGCAGCUCCAGAAGCUGAAGCAGCUUUUCCAGAGAAAGCCCAAGGAGGAGACAGCACCAGAGCCACAGCCAAACGGGGAGCUGGUCAGCCCCUCGGGGGGACCCAUCUACUACAUUUACGAGGAAGAGGAGGAGGAAGAAGAGGAGGAGGAGCCUGAGCCCCCUCCUGAGCCCGAGAAACUUGUCAAUGACAAACCCCACAAGUUCAAAGAUCAUUAUUUCAAAAAGCCCAAGUUCUGUGAUGUUUGUGCCCGGAUGAUUGUCCUCAACAACAAAUUCGGCCUGAGGUGCAAGAACUGCAAAACCAACAUCCACCACCACUGCCAGACCUACGUGGAGAUGCAACGCUGCUUUGGGAAAAUCCCCCCAGGGUUCCGCCGGGCGUACAGCUCACCCCUCUACAGUGACCAGCAAAACACCUGUGGCAAGGAGCCACUCUCAGCCAACAGAAGUGACCCCGUGUUCGAGACCCUGCGGACAGGAGUCAUCAUGGCCAACAAGGAGCGCAAGAAAGGGCAGAAUGACAAGAAAAAUCCUUUGGCUGCUAUGAUGGACGAGGAACCAGAGGCCAUGAAGCCAGGAGAGGGCAAAGCUGAGGGUGGCACCUCUGAAGGGAACAAGAAGACUGAGAAGAGCCCAACAGAUGACAAGAGCAAGAAGACACAGCCAGGGACUCGUGGUGGCUUUCCUCAGUCUCACUACUUUGUGGCACUUUAUCGCUUCAAAGCCCUGGAGAAAGAUGACCUGGAUUUCCCGCCAGGGGAGAAGAUCACAGUCGUGGAUGACUCCAAUGAGGAGUGGUGGAGGGGAAAGAUCGGUGAAAAAAUUGGUUACUUCCCUCCCAACUUUAUCAUCCGGGUGCGGGCAGGCGAGAGGGUGCACAAGGUGACAAGGUCCUUCGUGGGCAACAAGGAGAUUGGGCAGAUCACACUCAAGAAGGAUCAGAUCGUGGUGCAGAAAGGUGAGGAGGUGAAUGGCUACGUCAAAGUCUACACCGGCCGCAAAGUGGGGCUCUUCCCCGUGGACUUCCUGCAGGAGAUCUGAGUGAGACCCCAGGGACCCCCCCAGAUGGGGGGGGAAUGGAUGGACCCUGACUGCAGGGAGGUGCCAGAAUUAAGCAGGGAUGGGGAUGGGGACAGGGAUGGGGAUGGCAGGCACUCCCAUCUCAGCUACCUGCAGCAAUGGGGUCUCCAGUGGGGACUGUCUCCGUGAGGACCAGAGCAAGCAGGGGGGGUGGGGGGUACCUCUCGGGCUAUUCCCCCUGGUCGGGGGGUGGGGGUGUUGUUUAGUGCCUUUGGAGACACUGGGUGCACACCUAAACUUUCCUUGGAGACCACCCAGGCCCCCAGCCUGAGGUGCUGGGUGCUGGGUGUCUCAGGGGGUGUCAGUGUGGUCCUGCCCUGCUGCUCUGGGCUGUGUAUCCCUGUGUUUUGGCAAUACAUUUCUGGCCCCCCCAACCCCGAGAUCUGCCUGGUUUGGAUUUCAUGGGAUGGAAGGUGUCACCGUGGGGCUGCUGGCAGUCCCAGCUCCUGCAAAUGGGCCGGGAAGCUGCGGCAGCGCUUUCUUUUCAUGGCGGGCAUGAGAAAAAAGGGGACAGAACACCCCCCUUCCCCCAGCACAUCCCGGGGUGGGGGUGCGGGGUUCACUCCACCGUCAGCGCGGGCCCCCUUCCCGCCCCCCCCCAACCCCCGGCGGUGCCGAGCGCUGGCGCUGAGCCCUGCGGGGUCCGAAUAGGGGCCGCGGGUGACAGGUGACGGGGCCUGGGGACAGACAGGACGAGUCCUUGAAACGCAGGGGGUGAGGACCGAGCCAGGAACAGGUGCCCGGGCGGCAGGCGCGGCGGAGGCGGCUGCGAGGGCCGCCCGUGACGUCCCGGAGCUGUGACGCCGGCGGUAACCACGGCAACGGGGGGGAAGCGGGACCGGGAGUGGGCAGCGGGCAGCCAGGGCGGGCGGUACCGCGCGUCUCCCGUUGCCAUAGCGAUGAGCAGCCGUGGAACGGGUCAGCCCGGCCCGGUACGGCACGACACGACGCGACACGGCCCGGCGACUGUCGCAGAGAUGUCGCGAUCGCCGGUGGAACGGAUCGCGCGGGGGCGCUGGUGACGCGCCCCACGGCCGCUCCGUAUGCAAAGUUAUGCAAAUGAGACGGCGUGCGUGGCAGAACCGCGGCGCCCUCUGGUGGGCUGCUACCCCCCUACACCCCGCCCGUCUGCGGGGGGUCUCCUUGCCUUCCGUGUUGCGGGACGGGGGUCGCUGCCUGCUCCCCCCCCUCCCUCCUUCCCUUCCCCGCCAUCCGCGCCCGCCGCUUGCCGUGCAGGUGGCUCCGGUCCCGUCCCUGUCACCCGCUGCCACCGCCAUAAAUAUUUAUGCCAGGGCCCUGACUGACGAGCUGGGGAGGGGCUGGGGGAAUCCAAGGACAAAGCAGCCCCUCUGAGCCCAAUCCCCCGGGAGAGGGGGGGUCUCGCAGCCCCUCCUCCCCCCCCCAAGGACUGCCCUGGGGAGACGACUGGCAGGGAAUGUGGGGAGGGGUCCCCCUGCUCUCCCAGUCCAGGCUCCCUCCCUCCCACCUCCGCUGCCUGCAGGAAUCAUCAGGAGGUGUCAAUGCACCGAGGGGGUCGUGGGGUGGGGGGAGCAUGGAGGUGGCUCUGCUUCCCCCGAGGGUUUGGAGGGGCUCUGUCCCCAUCUUCUUUGGCCGAGUGGGCUGUGCCGGGGCUGCUGGUACCCAGGAGCAGUUCUGGUGAUGGAGCAGGGAAAUGGGUACCACCCAUCCCCAGAUCCCUUCACCCAGGGGGCUGCUGCUUGCUGAUCGUGUUUAAGGCCCUCGGUCCUGCUCACUUCUUACUCCUGAUCCACUCGGUUUGGACCACGUUAACCUCUGCCCAUGCUGGCACCACGAAGGGCCAGGGGGUGCAGGGAUCCCUGGCCCUGGAGGUGUCCCAGAGGCUGCUGCUGGACUGGGGGGUUGUGGAGGCAGAGCUGCAGGUUCCUGAUCUGGGGCUCCUCUCCCAGCAUCUCAAGCAUCAGCUGGGAGAUGUGCAGCUCUGGGCCAGCAGAAAAUAACCAAAACUGGGGAGUGAGGGUGGGGGCAUGAGGAGGGCAAAUCCACAGUUCCCAGGACUGGUUCUCCAGUGCUUACUCACGUCCCUGCCUCCUGUCAGACAGCUUUUAAAUGCCGAACCAUUAAAAUUUUCCACCUCA